GAGCCGAGGAGCAGCCGCCGCGCCGACCCCCGAGUCCCCCGAGCCCCCCGAGUCCGAGCUCCGAGCACCGAGGCCCGGCCAACAUGAGCCACUGACCCGCCUCUCAGCCCCGGGACGGACGAGCGCACACACACGGAGGCGACAGAGCGGCGGAGGCGAUGGCACAGCAGGUGACCCCGAGCUCGCAGAAGGCCCUGAUGGUGGAGCUGAAGAGCCUCCAGGAGCAGCCGGUGGAGGGAUUCAGGAUCACGCUGGUGGAGGAGUCCGACCUCUACAACUGGGAGGUGGCCAUCUUCGGGCCGCCCAACACGCUCUACGAGGGCGGCUACUUCAAGGCUCAUAUAAAGUUUCCUGUGGAUUAUCCGUACUCUCCCCCGACCUUCAGGUUCCUCACCAAGAUGUGGCACCCAAACAUCUACGAGAACGGAGACGUUUGCAUCUCCAUCCUCCAUCCUCCUGUAGAUGAUCCACAGAGCGGAGAACUGCCCUCGGAACGCUGGAACCCCACACAGAACGUCAGGACGAUUCUGCUCAGUGUCAUUUCACUUCUGAACGAACCCAACACCUUCUCCCCCGCCAACGUGGACGCCUCCGUCAUGUUCAGGAAGUGGAGGGACAGCAAGGGCAAGGAGAAGGAGUACGCCGAGAUCAUCAGGAAGCAGGUGCUGUCCACGGCCGCCGACGCCGACCGCGACGGGGUCAAAGUGCCCCGGACUCUGGCGGAGUACUGCAUCCAAACCCGGAUGCCCUCCCAGGACUCCAGCUCGGACCUGCUCUACGACGACCUCUACGACGACAUGGAGGAGAGCGAGGAGGACGAGAGCGAAGGAGAGAGCGUCGGAGGAGCCCACGGAGGAGGACGAGUCUACGAAGACCAGGACGACUCGGGCAACGAGGACUCGUGAUAGACAGAGGAGAGAGGAGGAGGAGGAGAGGAGAGAAGGAGGGAAGGAAGGGGACAGAGGGAGGAGACUAGGGAGGAGGACGAGUCUACGAAGAUCAGGACGACUCGGGGGAAUGAGGACUCGUGAUGGAGAGAGAGAGGAGAGGAGAGAGGGAAGGAGACAGGGAGGAGAGGAGAGAAGGAGGGAAGGGGACAGAGGGAGGAGACUAGGGAGGAGGACGAGUCUACGAAGACCAGGACGACUCGGGCAACGAGGACUCGUGAUAGACAGAGGAGAGAGGAGGAGGAGGAGAGGAGAGGAGAGAAGGAGGGAGGGAAGGGGACAGAGGGAGGAGACUAGGGAGGAGGACGAGUCUACGAAGAUCAGGACGACUCGGGGGAACGAGGACUCGUGAUAGACAGAGGACCAGGGAGAGGAGGAGAGAAGGAGAGGAGAGAGGGAGAGGAGGCGAGGAGAGGAGGAGGGAAGAGAGGGAGAGGAGGCGAGGAGAGAAGGAGGGAAGGGGACAGAGGGAGGAGCCCAGGGAGGAGGGCGAGUCUACGAAGACCAGGACGACUCGGGGGAACGAGGACUCGUGAUAGACAGAGGACGAGGGAAGGAGGGAGAGAGGAGGAGAGAGGGAGUGUGGGAGGAGAGAGGGCGUGAGAAGGAGGGAAGGGAACAGAGGGAGGAGAGAGCGUGGGAGGAGCCCACGGAGGAGGACGAGUCUACGAAGAUCAGGACGACGUUGAAAACAAAGACUCGCGAGAGACAGAGGAGGAGAGGAGAGAGGGAGAACGAGGAGAGAGGGAAUAGAGAGGGAGGAGAAGGAGAGAGUGGUUGGAGGACGAGUCUGGGAACGAUAGAGGGAGAGAAGGAGAGGAGAGGAGAGAGUGGGAGGAGGACGAGUCUACGAAGAUCAGGACGACUCUGGGAAGGAUGGAGAGAGGAAGAGAGAAAAGGAGAGGAGGAGGAGGAGUGAGGAGGUCAUGCAGAUUAUUUAGUGAGAGGAGAGAUCUGUUACUGAGAGAAGAGGAGGAGAAAAAGAGGAGAGGAGACGAGGAGGAGGAGGAAGAGAAGAAGAAGAGGAGGAGAGAGAGAGAGAGAAACACGUCUUUCUUCAUCAUCAGCUCGUGUUUCACUGGAGUUUCAGUUUCUGUGGAAUCUUCACCGUUUGCCUUAAAGUCUGGAGCGCCCCCUGGUGUCUGCCGCCGUCUCACACCUCCACCUUUAAACAAAACACCGCACCACCUCCUUCUUCUUCUUUCUUUUUUCUUUUUACACGUUUUUUUUUUCGCCGCUGGGACACAGAACUCCUCCGAACACGACAAAAAGAACCGUUUUAUUUUCAUUUCGGCUCCACAGAAUCACGCGUCGUGGUGAAGAGUUUGGUUUAAAUGAAAAGACUCUUCCUCCUCUUCUUCUUCUUCCUCCUCUUCUUCUUCAGCUCUGUCUCGCGUUUUACUCUGGCGGGUCAAACGUACUUUCUGUUGUUUUAUUUUGGCGAGGCUUCGGGGCAGUUCAAACCGUGGACUCAGAUCGGUCGGAUUUACCUCGAUGUCGUUUCACCAAAAUGUUCGAAAACGACUUUACGCUUUUUGUUUUCAGAGUUUUCAAAGUCGCUGCUUUACAACUGGUGGGAGCCGAAGAGCUGUUCACAGACGCCGUGUCACGCAGGGUUUAUUUUUAUUUUAUUUUUCUCACAUGUUCUAACGCCGUCGCUUCUUCAAAAACGUGUCUGUACGAGGCUCCGCCCACAAGCGACGUGAUUAUGAACACAGCUUUUCCAAAACCAUAAGAGGAACGUGUUGAUCUGUGACGAGUUACAGUGAACGUCUGAAGCUGCCGAUACGAUAAAUACCUCGAUACUUACGAUACGUUUUUCGAUACAGCACACUUUCGAUUCAAAAUGAUUCGAUACGAUACACAGAUGUCUCACUUCACAGAACAAUCAUUUUGUCAAUUCUGG
Molecule: messenger RNA, 2853 nt
Organism: Boleophthalmus pectinirostris (great blue-spotted mudskipper)
Lineage: Eukaryota; Metazoa; Chordata; Actinopteri; Gobiiformes; Gobiidae
Gene: ube2r2
Product: ubiquitin-conjugating enzyme E2R 2
Exons: 6
Coding region: 159-905 (248 amino acids)
Biological process (GO): ubiquitin-dependent protein catabolic process; protein polyubiquitination
Molecular function (GO): ubiquitin conjugating enzyme activity
Source: RefSeq, a predicted model, not a curated record